AUGGGGAAGCUAUUACAAUUGGCGUUACAUCCGAUCGAGUUGAAAGCAGCUUUGAAGCUGAAGUUUUGCAGAACACCGCUAUUUUCCAUCUAUGAUCAAUCCACGUCUCCAUAUCUCUUGCACUGUUUCGAACUGUUAAACCUGACCUCCAGAUCCUUUGCGGCUGUGAUCAGGGAGUUGCAUCCAGAGUUGAGAAACUGUGUUACUCUUUUCUAUUUAAUUUUGAGAGCCUUGGACACCAUCGAAGACGACAUGUCCAUUGAACACGAUUUGAAAAUCGACUUGUUGCGUCAUUUCCACGAAAAAUUGCUGUUGACCAAAUGGAGGUUUGACGGCAAUGCCCCCGACGUGAAGGACAGAGCCGUUUUGACGGAUUUCGAAUCGAUCCUUAUCGAAUUCCACAAGUUGAAGCCGGAGUACCAGGACGUCAUCAAAGAGAUCACCGAAAAAAUGGGCAAUGGUAUGGCAGACUACAUAUUGGACGAAAACUAUAACCUGAAUGGGUUGCAAACCGUCCACGACUACGACGUCUACUGUCACUACGUGGCCGGCUUGGUCGGAGAUGGGCUAACCCGUUUGAUCAUCAUUGCCAGGUUUGCCAACGAAUCGUUGUAUUCCAACGAACAGUUGUAUGAAAGCAUGGGUCUUUUCUUGCAAAAGACAAACAUCAUCAGAGACUACAACGAAGAUUUGGUCGAUGGCAGAUCCUUCUGGCCCAAGGAAAUCUGGUCUCAAUAUGUUCCUCAGUUGAAGGACUUUAUGAAACCUCAAGACGAGCAACUGGGCCUGGAUUGUAUAAAUCAUCUCGUUUUAAACGCAUUGGGCCAUGUCAUCGAUGUGUUGACCUAUCUGGCCAGUAUUCACGAGCAAUCCACUUUCCAGUUUUGUGCCAUCCCACAAGUCAUGGCCAUUGCCACAUUGGCCCUGGUGUUCAACAACCGUGAAGUGCUACAUGGUAACGUAAAGAUCCGUAAGGGCACCACCUGUUAUUUAAUUUUGAAAUCAAGGUCCCUACGUGGCUGUGUUGAGAUCUUUGAUUACUAUUUACGUGAUAUCAAAUCCAAGUUGGCCGUACAGGACCCAAAUUUCUUAAAGUUGAACAUUCAGAUCUCCAAGAUCGAACAAUUCAUGGAAGAAAUGUAUCAAGAUAAACUUCCUCCUAAUGUGAAACCAAACGAAACUCCAAUUUUCUUGAAGGUCAAGGAAAGAUCCAGGUACGAUGACGAAUUGGUACCAACCGAGCAAGAAGAAGAGUACAAGUUCAACAUGGUCUUAUCCAUUGUCUUGUCCAUUCUUCUUGGGUUUUACUAUAUAUACACUCUACACAGACAGUAG
Molecule: messenger RNA, 1335 nt
Organism: Saccharomyces kudriavzevii IFO 1802
Lineage: Eukaryota; Fungi; Ascomycota; Saccharomycetes; Saccharomycetales; Saccharomycetaceae
Gene: ERG9
Product: bifunctional farnesyl-diphosphate farnesyltransferase/squalene synthase
Exons: 1
Coding region: 1-1335 (444 amino acids)
Biological process (GO): ergosterol biosynthetic process; farnesyl diphosphate metabolic process
Cellular component (GO): endoplasmic reticulum membrane
Molecular function (GO): squalene synthase [NAD(P)H] activity
Source: RefSeq, a predicted model, not a curated record